AUGACACAAAUGUAGGUACCUCCCCUCAACCCUCACCAGUGGCCACAUGCUUGCUCAUUUAGCCAGCUGACUCGCUCCCCCACAUUCUUCGCACCUCGGCGGGGCAGGCGAGCUGUACAAGUCAAAGGCACCGGCAAGACCGCCAAUGAUCUCUACAUCGAUAAAGUCCAGCGUCCCAAGCCUCAAAAAGGGCAGGUCCUGGUCAAGGUACGUCGUCGCAUCGCUCAACGCCUCGCAUCACUGCCUCGCUGACGUAAACGGGACGCGACCCCGACACCCCCCACCCCAUUCUCCCUGCUCUCGACGACGAACUUGCAUUGCGCUUCCCAACAACGCCCAAUUGACGUUCCAGGUCAAUGCAUUCGGGCUGAACCGUAUGGAUAUUAUGCAACGACAGGGCUUGUAUCCUCUACCUCCCGGCGUGACCGACAUCCUCGGCGUCGAGUUCAGCGGCGUCGUCGAAGAAACCGCCGGCACAAAGUUCAACAAGGGUGACGCCGUUUUUGGCCUCGCGUACGGCGGAGCUUAUGCCGAGUACAUCUGCGUCGCCGAAGGCAUGGUCACCGUCAAACCUGAGGGCGUGACCGACGUCCAGGCGGCCGCGAUCUGCGAAAAUUGGUUGACCGCGUACCAGGCCUUGUACUGGAUCGGUGAGACCAAGCCCAACCAGUCCGUCCUCAUCCAUGCUGGAGGGAGUGGUGUCGGGCUCGCUGCCAUUCAAUUGGCCAAGACAUUCGGAGCGUGAGUCAUUCUCCCGAAGUUCUCCAGCUUGAUCGCCUUCGGCUUGGGCUCAUCCGUGCCCGCUCCCGCUCCAGCUCGAAGAUCUUUGCGACAGCUGGCUCGGACGACAAGGUCAAGUUCGUCGAACAGCAUGGUGCCACUUGCUUCAACUACAAGACCCAAGAUUGGGCCGAGGAGGUAUGCCCGCCAUCUUAUGCAUAAUUACAGAUGAUGAGGAGACAGUCUGCUGAGCCCGACUGCACACUCUGCUGUACCGAACCAGAUCUCGAAAGCCACGGACAAGGCCGGUGUGAACGUCAUCAUCGAUCUCGUCGGUGCAUCCUACUGGGAGAAGAACAUCGCCUCGCUGCAACGCGACGGCCACCUCGUGCUCGUCGGUCUCGUCGGAGGCAGGCAAACCGAAAAGCCUCUCGACCUGGGCAUGCUCUUGUUCAAACGAUUGAGGGUCCAAGGUGGGUCUCUUCGUACGACGAAUUGUAUUGGGGGGCUGACCACUUUUCCAUCCAACCCCGGCCACGAUGCAGGAACAACCCUUCGCUCACGCUCGCUCGAGUACCAGUCCGAGUUGCUCGCCGAGUUUUCCGAGAAAGCGCUUCACAAGCUGUUCUCCAAGUGCAACGGCCAGAGCGGCCUCGACCUCGUCAUCCACAAGGUCAGUUACCUUUGCAUUAGACUAAGGUCAUCUUAUUUUGUGCAAGUCGCUGAUCCUCUGUGGAUCGUGUGGGCGUUGCCAGGUGUACAAUUGGGAGGAGAUUAGUGACGCGCACAAGGAGAUGGAGGAUGCUAAAAACACUGGCAAGAUCAUUUGCACGGUGCCGAGCUCGUAA
Messenger RNA from Microbotryum saponariae, 1568 nucleotides. Lineage: Eukaryota; Fungi; Basidiomycota; Microbotryomycetes; Microbotryales; Microbotryaceae. The record is from the annotation of a GenBank genome assembly.